Messenger RNA from Mizuhopecten yessoensis (Yesso scallop), 4664 nucleotides. RefSeq lists its product as uncharacterized. The transcript has 2 exons. The record is from RefSeq and is a predicted model, not a curated record. NCBI's taxonomy places the organism in Eukaryota, Metazoa, Mollusca, Bivalvia, Pectinida, Pectinidae. Bases 1086 to 2861 code for a protein of 591 amino acids.
CAACCAUCACAUAAAUGAAGACAACUUCGAUUAGUGGACAAACCAAGUCAAAUUUCCCAGUUGUAUUGCAUCGGUUUAGAAUGGACAUAACACAGUCGUAAGAUUAGAAAGCAUUGAUUGUAACCGAUAACACGCGGUCACGCGGCUAGGUACGUCACGUGGUAGGUAUGGUAAGCUUUGGAGGUAUGUUCAGUUUUAAUGUUGCUAUAACUGUGAUGCGGUGCUAUUCUUGGAUUUGCGUUUUUCGAUACACAGUGCGUUAGUCCAACAGUUACGUAAACAUUGCAACAUUUGCUUGGAUAUGCAUCUAUACUUUGUGUCAGAGAACAGUGUUAUAACACGGAUAUAAGUACCUUGACAGGCCCAGCGAGGAAAACAUAUCAAAUGUAAUACUGUUCUCAAUGUUCUCGUUUAUUUAUAAAUGCCAUUUAUGAACUUGUGUCAUAGUAACUCUGUGAGUUCAAUCGGAAACAAUAUAGAUUGAAAACAAACUUACAGCAUACAACCAGCCUUUGGAUACUGGGAGUUUUGGAGAGAAAAAAAUACUUCAAGUAUACAUAUACUCUUCGGUAUACGUCAGCAGAGGUUGACAUUGAGUCUAAGUUACUACUACAUUUGUCUGAAAAUAUAAGAUGACAAAAUUACUACUUAUUUCAAACAGUUAAAUACCAACAUAUCCAUGGAUGUGUAUACAUACAUCCACCUGAUUUUAACAACGGCGUAGUCCAGUUUGGAUGGCAGACACACGAAGGACAUAUCUACACUGGUGCUAGAUGAUUACAUAUUGAUUAUAUUUACUUCUGUAAGGACAGUAUUACUCCAGGUAAAUAAUAUAAAUCAUUAACAAUGAAAUGUGAUGCCAUUUUUAUGAGGAUAGAUAUAUUAAUAUAGAUAGAGAUUAUAUUAAUAUCUGUGAACAUUUUAUGUGUAAAAUACCAGCAUCGACAAGUUUAGGGUACAAAAGUAAAGUCGGUGCCUUUUCGUACUAAACGAACCUCUGCGUCUAUUUCUUUAUUUUUUUCUGUACCUUUUUUCUGAAAACUAACGCAAAAGGUUUUUGUUUGUGGAACCAACGCUCUAUAUGUAUGAAACAAAAGUCCGUAGCCUUUUGUACGAACUACUUCCGGUGUCCAUCAAUGACCACUGGUGAUAACUCGUCAAAACAUCAUUACAACUCGGACAUCAACUGGACAGUCAAUGUAUGGGGAGUUCCCGACUGGUCAAUCGUGUCCGGCCACUGGACACUAGCCUGGCUCAGCUACGUCUACGUUUUCUGCAUGGUCUACCUCAUUAUUCUGGGGUUCGACCUCGUUCUAUACGCGAAGUUCCAGCGCCGCCUGGCGAGGCAGCGCCUGCUCAAUACCCUCCUUUGUUACGUCACCGUGUGUAAUCUACUACUGUUUGGUUUCCACGUAGUUGAUCCGUACGGCUAUUACGGGAGAAUACCGCAUAUAGUUACACGUGUCGUGUGGAAACUUCCGUAUCCGGUUUUAUCAGGAACAUUCUGUCUGCUGCAAAUGGUGAUAAUGAAACUCACAAGGCUUGACAUCCCCUCAAUUCAGCUCAAUGGUUACUGUUUCCUGGUGCUCGCCACCGGUAUAUACACAGCGGAAAUCGUCAUAAUAGAAACACUCAUUUAUCUAUCGACCAUACCUGCCAAGUUGUCGUUUAUUACAGACGCUAUCUAUGUGGUUUAUGUUGUGUAUCUUAGCUGUUGUUUUGUCUAUGGAGCGCCUAAAAUAGCACGAUAUGCAAGUGAGGCCCAGCGAGCCAAGAAGGAAUUAAGUAGCCAUAGCCUGUCCAAAAUUGAUAAGAAAAUUACUGAGGACGGACGGAAUAAAACGAGAAUUAAUUACCCAAGGAUACGCACCAAUCAGCCAGGAAAUCGAAUAUCGUUGCUAAGUGAUGAUUCGUCAGGAUCAGACAGCAAACAUGAAUCGUCAUUUAUUGAAAAGAAAAUGGCAAUUAGGCGGGAAAAGACAGCUGCAUUUGCUGCUUGGUAUAAAAACACAUUUUCACGUGACCGACCCAAUUAUAACAAAAAAUCCUGGAGAUCUCAAAAUAAUAUGUUUUGUAAUGAUAAAGUAAAAAUUAAAACAUAUAAUUCGUCUGGGUCACUAGACGGAAGUAUGACGCUACACGAUUAUAGUUCCCUCAACGAAGACAGUGGUAACGAGAGGUCAAGCUUUACACUUCCACAUUCCUCGUCUUACGACCUCAUAACAAACACUCACGUGACAAGUAAAGCGUCAUUCCGAAAUAGGGCGUGCAGAGAACGCCAUUCAACUGAAAAAUUGAGAAAAAAAUCAAAAGACGUCCGAAAUGACGAGAAAGAAACUAGUGUACCGAUGUUAUUAAAUCCGUCGAUCUUAAUAACCAACGAAACAAAGAUCUUUGAGAGCGGAUACAUAGCCGACGUGGAGCGAAUAAGUUUAUACUCAGAGGACGAUGACCAUUACAAAUGUAAGUCAAAUAGGCGACGACGGAAACACGAGGAAUUCGUACCGGAUCUGACGUUACCAAAUUCAUCAUCAUUUCUGAGCUUUCAGCGCUUACGUCAAGGACGAAUGCUCAACGAACUCGUCCGUUAUACCUACGCACUCACCGCCUUUGUUAUGUUAAGUUGUAUUGGAAGUGUUUACGGCUUGUUUAACCUGACCAGUCGAGGACUUCAGUAUUCCCCAGCAGCCAACCCAGUGUCUUGGUUAAUCAUCAAUUUCUUUCAAAGGUUUGUAGAAGCUGUGAUACUUCUGAUUUGUUCUGCGGCUGUUUACACGUCUGUAUCAUUCAGGCCACACAAGACGAGGAAGAAACGUGUGAAAAGAGUUCAAGAUAGCUGUUCGGGAUGUGAAAACUAUUGACGACUUCUACACACAGCAGUGGGUCAGUGAACGUGGUAUCUUGACAGGCCGCUGCACAUCCGGGUGGUAUUCGUCUGAAUUACGUUUUAUCAUGAGGCCCUCUUUCUAUGUCAUUAUUUCAAUGGCUUCAUUAACAAAUUAUGUUACGCUUGAUUUGAUGUCGUUAACAUAAACCUGGCAAACAUUAUUUUCUAAGAAUGUAUUAUUUUCUAUUUUGCACGUACUUACAGUGAUCUGAUAUACCUGCCCUGAUUUUUAAGUACUUUUUGUAAGUUACCAUUCUCGAUUUGCAUUUGUGACAAUAUAUUCAGCAUUGCAAAAAGCUCAAAAGUAACGAACAACCAAAAUUGCAAUGCUUCUACUUGUUAUUUAAUUUUAUUCAUAUGUUAUUUUGUAUUUUUAAUUUUUUGAGAAAUCGGAAUAUUGCAGUAAAUUUUAUAUUACUUAUUUAUAUCGGAACCGCAUUUGUCACCAUGGAAUUUGUAAUUAUAUGUUAAAAAGCCGAAUCUACCAGCCAAGUUUGCACUAGCAUGAAUAAUUGUUUUAUCUUUUACGACUUAACGUCUCAACUGUAUUUAAAAAAGUAUUUAAAGACUUCUGAAAUGAUAUAUGUUGCGAGAAAUAUCGCAGUCAAAUCGAUUUAUAUCUAUAAUGAGUAACCAAUUUACAAAUAUGUAUUACCUUAAAUUUAGUGUUUUUAUAACGACUUAAUAUAAGAAUUUAAAUUACAUACUGAAUUAUCACUUAUUUAAGCCGACUCAAAUUGUACCGUAUGUAUCAAAUUUUAACAGAUUCGCAAUUGAUGAAUUGUCGCACUGACGGUUUCUCUACUAGAAAACUAUGUUCAGACAUUUUAAUUAGCACAAUAAUAAGGUUGCGCGACAUUUAAAUAGGAAAAGCGUUAAUUUUAUAACACCUCAAUAAAAAUGGUACGUCUAUAGUAUCAUGACAUGUUAGAACUUUGAAAAAUCAUUACAUAUAGCGUAUAUCGAAAUCAAAUCGACGAAAUUUACAUGGCGGGCACGACUUGAAUUGAUACCACUGCGCAUCUUGGAUAUCCAGAAUACUAGAACAUGCUCGAAAUCACUUCUGGUGACAUGUUUCGGUUGUUCUUUGUGAACAUUGAAUUUCACGAAAAAAUGAAUAAAUCCUUGGUUAUCAUUGAUGCUUAGUGUAACCUUGGUUAGCAUUGACGCUUGGUGUAACCUCGGUUAGCAUUGACGCGUGGUGUAACCUUGGAUAGCAUUGACUCUUGGUGUAACCUUGGUUAUCAUUGACGCUUGGUGUAACCUUGGUUAGCAUUGACGCGUGGUGUAACCUUGUUUUUCACUGAUGCUCGGUGUAGCCUUGGUUACCAUUGCCGCUUGGUGUAACCUUGGUUAGCAUUGAAGCUUGUUGUAACCUUAGUUAUCAUUGAUGCUCGGUGUAGCCUUGGUUACCAUUGCCGCUUGGUGUAACCUUGGUUAGCAUUGAAGCUUGGUGUAACCUUAGUUAUCAUUGACGCGUGGUGUAACCUUGGUUAUCAUUGAUGCUCGGUGUAGCCUUGGUUAUCAUUGAUGCUCGGUGUAACCUUGGUUUGCAUUGACGUUUGGUGUAACGUCGGUUAUCAUUGACGCGUGGUGUUAACUUGGUUAUCAUUGACGCGUGGUGUAACCUUGGUUAUCAUUGAUGCUCGGUGUAGCCUUGGUUAUCAUUGCCGCUUGGUGUAACCUUGGUAAGCAUUGACGCUUGGUGUAACUUUAGUUAUCAUUGAUGCUCGGUGUAGCCUUGGUUAUCAUUGCCGCUUGGUGUAACCUUGGUAAG